Messenger RNA from Mobula hypostoma (lesser devil ray), 604 nucleotides. It is a transcript of the gene nudt1, whose product is annotated as nudix (nucleoside diphosphate linked moiety X)-type motif 1. The transcript is spliced from 4 exons. Gene Ontology annotation, molecular function: 8-oxo-7,8-dihydroguanosine triphosphate pyrophosphatase activity. Bases 109 to 594 code for a protein of 161 amino acids. Gene Ontology annotation, biological process: DNA protection. Lineage: Eukaryota; Metazoa; Chordata; Chondrichthyes; Myliobatiformes; Myliobatidae. The record is from RefSeq and is a predicted model, not a curated record.
GGGGAAACGGGGUCACGUGGGAGAAGGAUUGGCGCUGCGCUCGGAGCACCAGUGGCGGGAAGCGAGCUGUCAAUCACCCAGGUCAUUGAACAGUCAUUGAUGUGAAAAAUGGUCAUGGUGAAACUGUUGACUCUUGUGAUGGUGGUAAAGCAGCAGCAGAUCCUUCUGGGGAUGAAGAAGCGGGGAUUCGGGGCCGGACGAUGGAAUGGGUUUGGAGGAAAACUGAUGCCUGGAGAAACCAUAGAGGAAGGAGCAAAGAGGGAGUUAUUUGAAGAAAGUAGUCUGACUGUACAGAGCUUGGAAAAAAUUGGACAGAUCCGCUUUGAAUUUGUCGGUGAGACUGAACUCCUAGAUGUUCACAUAUUCCGUACAGACAGUUACCAAGGGGAACCCGUUGAAUCAGAAGAGAUGCGACCACAGUGGUUUGACGUGGCUAAGCUCCCAUUCAAUGAGAUGUGGCCCGAUGACAUCUACUGGUUCCCCCUGAUGCUUCAAAGAAAAAUGUUCAAAGGCUAUUUCAAAUUUGAAGGACAUAACACCAUUCUAGACUACACACUCAAAGAAGUGGAUGAUUUGGCAGAUAAGGGAUUCUGAUUCUUCCACU